Lithohypha guttulata is the source of this 315-nucleotide messenger RNA. RefSeq lists its product as uncharacterized. The record is from RefSeq and is a predicted model, not a curated record. Bases 1 to 315 code for a protein of 104 amino acids. NCBI's taxonomy places the organism in Eukaryota, Fungi, Ascomycota, Eurotiomycetes, Chaetothyriales, Trichomeriaceae. The transcript has a single exon.
AUGAGGAGCGGCUGGAAGACGCUAACUCCUACUUCGAUAGAUGACCGGGACGAUGCACUCAACAACGUCCUAUUCGAGACAUGUAUCUCGAAUUGGGCUAAGAUGGAUUUCCCAAAGGAUAACUAUCAGGAAAUCAAGGCUGAGCUCCUGCAGAUUGAUUUGUCCAAGGCUUACUACGAUCUAGAGCUUCGGCCACGAGAGCUAGCAGAGGGACCAGCCCGAGAGCAGAUAGAUACCGGCGGUACCAUCGUUAAGUAUAAAACAAUCACGAACCAAAGUCGAACAGAAUUUAAACCAAUUACAAACGAAGUGUAA